ACGAACCAGAGAGACCCACGAACCCUAAGUCGUGACUGCAAAGUAGACCAAAGAACUGAGAGGCCUUCGCGACUUCGGAGAAGCCCAAAGAAGACUUUGAACAACAGGCGUGAACGCAGAGGAAGGACUUCGAAUGAUCAAGGCCAGACCUAGGGUUUCGGAUGAUGCUCUGAUACCAUGUUGCAGAGGCUUUGCCAUUAAGUGAUGCUUCCGUUGAUGUUGUUGUCGGAACGCUUGUACUUUGUUCUGUAAAAGACAUUAAUAUGACACUGAAAGAGGUGAUGAGGGUGCUUAAACCGGGUGGUCUUUUCUUAUUUGUGGAGCAUGUGGCUGCAAAAGAUGGUACGAUUCUCAGAUUUGUACAGGGCAUUCUUGAUCCUCUUCAGCAGAGAGUCUCUGAUGGGUGUCACCUUACAAGAAAAACGGGAGAGUAUAUAUCUGAAGCAGGGUUUUCUGAUGUUGACGUAAACAUGGCUUUUGUGUCUGUUGCCUCUAUUCUGGGCCCUCACGUUUACGGAAUUGCUUGCAAGUAGAAUAAAAUGACAAAAAUGGUGUAAUUCACAGUAACCCUGCACUUUGGUGAUGCUGAACAUAUAUUGCGGCAUUCAAUGGUCAGUUCAAGAGAAUGUGGUGAUGCAUGUACUAAUGCAAUCACCAAGUAAAUGGAGGAUCUUUGGAGUAUUUCAUUCAGUAUUUGUCAGUGUAUUGCUUCCAUUCAGUCACAAGUUUGAGAAAAUUGCUAUUGUUGGUGGUUGUGUUGUGAUAUUAAGUGGCUUAUCUGUAUAUCUACUUAGAGAUUGGAAAUGUGAUAAUCUGUGAGGAGGUUUGUGCUUUAUCCUUGUAAAUCAUUAUUAUUUUUGUUGGUCAAGAUUGGACCUUUUUUUUUGCCUUGCAUGAGGAAAGUUUAUCCCUCACCAGGCUCAUUGCCAAGUAUUUUCAUGCAAUGCACUUAUAAUGAUCUGAUUUCCACAAUAAUCAUGUGGGCUCGCUUAUGUGUGAUUUA
Messenger RNA from Camellia sinensis, 1003 nucleotides. The record is from RefSeq and is a predicted model, not a curated record. Lineage: Eukaryota; Viridiplantae; Streptophyta; Magnoliopsida; Ericales; Theaceae.